Messenger RNA from Closterium sp. Yama58-4, 492 nucleotides. The record is from the annotation of a GenBank genome assembly. Lineage: Eukaryota; Viridiplantae; Streptophyta; Zygnematophyceae; Desmidiales; Closteriaceae.
AUGGAAGCCAUAGCGACAGUACGGCAGAGCAACGCAAGCUACCACAGCAGGGGCGGGCAAUUGCGCACGGGCAGGGAGCAGCAGGCGGCGCUGCAAGCGGGCAGCGCGGCGGACGGGCGGCUCUGCAAGCGGGGAGCGAGUCGGGCGGGCGGGCAGCGCGACGGACAGCACGGGGCACAGCGGGCGGCGCGCGGGGCUGCAAGGCAGCUCGACGGGCUGCGCGGGGCAGAGCGGGCGGCGCGCGGGGCUGCAGAGCCGAGCGACGAGCAGCGCGGGGCAGGGCGGGCGGGUCGCGGGGCUGCGCAGCAGAUCGACGGGCGGCUCGGGGCACAGCGGGCGGUGCGCGGGGCUGCGAGGCAGCGCGACGGGCAGCGCGGGGCAGAGCGGGCGGCGCGACGGGCAAAGCAGGGGAGGCGCGCGGGGCUCUGGGCUGGCAGGACGCCGGUCGGCAGGGCGCACGAGGGCGCUACAAGGGCGCUACGAGGGCGCUAG